CUCUUACUUCGUUCCCAUUGCUUAUUGAUAUCCCUGCAAUCGUCGUUAUCACCUUUUCCUUCUUUCAUCCUGCCUUCCCCACUUGAUCAGCACUAUGACCAAGUCCAUCUUUGCCUAUCCCGAGCUAUGCUAUGCGCUUGCCAAACACUUGCCCCACUCGAGCCUGGCCGCCUGUCUACUGAUCAACCGAUCCUUUUAUAGCACCUUCCUGCCAUAUCUGUACAGUUCCAUCGAGGUGCACGAUUUCCGGCGCUACCUUCCAGAUCCGACGCCAGCAGCACCGAAAGAGGACAACGACAAAAUCUACGAGAGGUUCCCUGCAGAGCCCGCCACAGAAGUGAACUUUGCUUCGCCAUCCUUUGCCAGCCUGCGCGCGCACGGCCAGUUGAUCAACUCUCUCUCCUUGUUCUUUAACGAGAAGCUGACGUACAAAGAAGAAAUGCGGUGGAAUCAAGUCGACGAAUUCUACUACUACGACAACGAUGGCGAUGAGGGUGUCAAUGAGGUUGGCGACGAAGAAAUAUCACCGAGCGAACGCAAAGCAACUUUCGCAGGCCUAGUCCAGGCAAGCAUCCUUCUUCAAGUCGUGCAGUCCUGUCCCAACCUCAAGUCUUUGGAGAUCCAUGGCCUGAACCCCGCUUCGCCUCCUCGCCCACAUUACGGAACGUGUGGACAGGCGGCAAUAGGGCGGCGGAAAUAUCUCAAUAAACAAGAGUCCCAAGACAAGGCCAUUGCCAUUAUCAUCAAGGAGGCUGCCGCAUGCUGUAGCCAAGCAAAAGGUCAGGCUGCCAGAGGCAUUCAGCGCUUGGUCAUCUCGAACUCGUGUGGGUUCGCACAGCAGUCUCUUCAGGCCAUCCUCGAGACGUCUCUGGCCAUAUCGCUCACGGAAUUGGAUAUUCAAUGCUGCGGAUUCUUUCGCACUGAGGAAAUGCAUCUCCUUCUACGAUCGCUUCCAAACCUGAAGCACGUCGAUUUCCGCUGUCGAGACGCGGAGUCGGAUCACCUGGGACCCUAUGCUGGUCUGCUACCCUUACGAAACAAGGCUCCAACGACGACGGCGGCGGCAGUGGCAGCGACAGCAGCGACAGCAACAGUAUCAACGGCAACAGCAACAGAGACAGCAGUAGCUGCCGUAGCUGACAACACGGCUUUUGGAAUCACGACAGAACCGCCUCAGUGCGCAUGUUCGAACACACUUCAGACACUUCGCAUCGGUGUUAGCAAUGCCAGCGUGGACCCGACGUACGAUGACAGUUGGUACGGGCAUAGAUCCGGUUAUCAGUCGUGGAUUUAUGCUGCACAGAUAACGUGGAUGCACGACGAUCCCGAGAAUCCCAUGGUCCACAAGCACUUUCCUGAGGCUCUGCACUGGUUCUAUGACUAUAUCGCAAUAUUUCCAUGUCUGCGGGAGCUGUGUCUUGAGAGUGUCGCUCCCUUGUACCAUAAAUCCCAAUCAUUGGACCUGGCUUUGAGCUCUGGACUGGAUAGGUGGGCGACGCUGAAGGCAUUGGAGGUACUGGACAUCGAGAAGCUGGACCACGCGGUGGGAGUGGACGAGGUGCAAUGGAUGGUCAAGAACUGGCCAGCGCUGAGAGAGGUCCGCGGAUUGGUCUAUGCUACAGACGAGAUUCCUUCGGAUGCUGCUCUUUGGCUACAGAGCACUCGGCCGGACAUUGCGCUGCCGGUGUCGACGAUUUCAAGGUCAAGCCAACAAGAGCUGUAGUAGAGUGGCAUAGACGACAUUGGAAAUGCAUACCUGUAUCAAUAUUGAAGCCGACACAUUUAUUCUUUAGCUCUUCUACUCCUCGUUCUUGAUGUCCAUGUUCAGAG
Messenger RNA from Gamsiella multidivaricata, 1830 nucleotides. RefSeq lists its product as uncharacterized. Lineage: Eukaryota; Fungi; Mortierellomycota; Mortierellomycetes; Mortierellales; Mortierellaceae. Bases 95 to 1723 code for a protein of 542 amino acids. The record is from RefSeq and is a predicted model, not a curated record. The transcript has 2 exons.